AUGGCGGUUUCUUCUAAUAACAAGUCUCCUUCUCCACUCUCUAUAAGAUCCUUUUCACCUCAUCCAAGAACCUCCGAAAACAACAAUUCUACACCCAGAAGAAGCUUCAACGGCAACCCUUUUUCGCGGCCUUCGGUUCUUGCAACCCACAGAGGAUUCAAUGCUAUUACUCCUGUAAUAGCCAUGCUGAUUGGACAAGAGUGCAAAACUGAAAUCACCGGCAAAGGGUUCCAAGAAUUUCAUGUCUCUGACGAUUUCAGUUUCUUCCAAGAUUGCUCAAUCCCCGAAAAAGAAAAUCUGGUGGAGAGAAAUGAUCCUGUAAGGACUUCAAUCACCUUAUCCGACGGUAAAUCUACGUUCUUUUCUGCAAAUUCUGAAGAACAUAAUCAAAAUUCUGAGAAGGCUAUGGAGCCUAAGAAGACUGUUCCUGUUGAUGGUUUUCCUUCGGUUACCAAAACCCCAAAAAGGGUAACAUUUUCGGAGGCAUCUUUAAAUUCUGAAUCCCUUUCUGAUACUAUAACAAUGGAUUCUAACAUUUGCAAUGAUGAACCAUUGGUCUCUGCUACAAUUGCCUCACUAGAUGCUUAUCCCUCUCUACCUCUAUAUGACCCUAAAACCAAUUACCUUUCUCCAAGGAAACCCAAGCUAGAUGACUGCUACUUGUUUGAGUUACUGUCUGAGAACCUUUCAGACACAGAUGGCAGUGAAAGUUCUCGAACUGAAGAUUUAUUGGAAGAGUUUGAUGGUUCUUCUUCAGAAGAGGCGUUCACUAAAGCAACGGUUGAUCAAGAAGAGGAACCUGCAAUGCCUGUUGCUAAGCAAAUUGAUGAACCUACACUACCUAUUGCUGAGGAUAUAUCUGAGGCAAAAAUGAAAUCACAAUCAAGAUCUUCAACAAUAUUGAGGUUUUUAUCUCUGAUGUUGGUACUUAUGAUUGCUUUCUUAUCAUUCUCAGUAACUGAUUCUCCUAUAGUUGCUACCCCUAGGUCUAUUAUAGACUUAAGAUUCUCUAAUGUCAGUAUUCCAUCACAUAUUCUGGUCUUGGAUUUUCCAGUCUUAGCUAAGGCUAAUAGUUACUUUAAGCAAUUCUCGGGUGAAGCGAUUUCUUAUUUCUCAAAGUUGAUUAAUGACCUUGGUAGAAUAGAUGAUGUGCAUCCGAUUAAAUUCAUGAACUUGACUGCUCUAGAAGAAAGUAGCAAUAUAUAUCACGGAUAUUUGAAAGGCAGUACUGGUAGUGAGGAAUUGGAUAAAAAGUUUGAACCAAUUGAGUUAGAAGAGGAUGAAGAAUCUGAAACUGAGCUAGAUGAGGAAGAAUUUCAAAUGGCUGCUGAUUUAGAUGAAGGUGAGGAGGUUGACAUUGAAAGAGUGGAUGUGUUGGAGAUUGAAGAAGCUUCCGCAAUUCAAUUAGCCAAGGUAAAUGGGGCUGAUAUCUUAGAAAAGGAUGUAAAACAAAGAAAGCAUGAUUUGGUGGAGACUGAAAAAGUUUUUGUUGUCCCAGCUGAGGGGAAUGAAUUUGAUAGUUUAGAAAGGGAUUUGCACCAAGGGCUUACAACUUCUAAUGUUGAGGUUGAGUUGGCUGAAUCCCAAUCUUUCAUUGUUGAUAAUGCACUUGAGUCGAUGAUUGACAAUCCUGAAAGUAUAGUGAAAGAAAUUUCAAUUGUUGAAGAAGACCAACCUUUGGAAAUGAUGGAGUCUCCAAUAAGACAUGAUGAAGAUAAUGCUGGUGCAUAUCAGAUCCUGGAAAUUUCCUCACUUGUACUGAGUUUGCUUGUUGGUACAGUUCUCUACAUGAAGAGAAGAAGUGAUAAGACUUUGCAUCUAGUAGCAGUCUCAAAGGUUGAUGAGGCUCAGAGCAUUGAGAAGAAACCUAGAAAGAGUAACAAGAGAGAAUCCUUGGUUGCAUCUGAGUUCUCAAUGGGUUCACCUUCAUAUGGAAGUUUCACUACAUAUGAGAGGAUUCCUGCCAAGCAUGCAAGUGGAGGAGAAGAAGUCAUCAUCCCCAUAAGACGCUCGAGCAGAAUUAGAAGCCAUGUCAAUUUCUCCAUGAAGACUCUGAAGUCGCGUCACUGCUGCACUGACAACUGA
Capsicum annuum is the source of this 2085-nucleotide messenger RNA. RefSeq lists its product as uncharacterized. The record is from RefSeq and is a predicted model, not a curated record. Bases 1 to 2085 code for a protein of 694 amino acids. The transcript has 5 exons. Lineage: Eukaryota; Viridiplantae; Streptophyta; Magnoliopsida; Solanales; Solanaceae.